Molecule: messenger RNA, 2578 nt
Organism: Schistosoma bovis
Lineage: Eukaryota; Metazoa; Platyhelminthes; Trematoda; Strigeidida; Schistosomatidae
Source: the annotation of a GenBank genome assembly
UUCGUGUUGUUUUUUGUCUGGCUCAUUCCCAAUUUCUUGCUGCUCCGAAAAUUUUGUGCGCUUUAAGCUUACCCGAUCAGUUCAAUCUGUCCAACAUUCCCCUUCAGUUAGUAACUGGAAAUUCGUAGUACGUGUUCCAGCUGUACUAACAUAAUCAAAUUCGAUUUAGUCAGCCAUCUUUGUUUAUUUCACGACUUACGUAAAGUGUUCGGAUUCCAGAAGUUACUUUUACCAUAUGGGAAACUUUUAAUGACAGCAGCGACGAAUCGUAUUGAUUAGUUUCGUUUCGAAGCAAGAUAGCAGUAACGUAUAAAGAUCAAACGCAAGGAAUUUGAAAGUAGCCGAGUAAUUUUUGUCUCCAACCACCUAUGUUGGUUCUUCUUGUUAUUAUCAGUACUCCUGUCGUCGUGAAUCUAACACUAUGACCGGUGUCCAAUCUAUUGACAAACCAGCUCAUGAUGUAUGCAUGCUUAUGUAAACUUGUUCUAAUUGUGUUUCAUCAACAUUAUGUUUAUAGGAUAUUACUAAAGGAUCUGAGUAGUUUUCCUGAUGUUGCACCAGGGUUUUCCAUCUUCAUUUAUUUGUCUCUAUAAUGCUGUUUCAGAACCAAUAACUAGUCUGCUUUUAAGUGAGCCGCUGCAUUAGUAUUUAUCUAAAACAUUCAGAUUAUUUAGUUGGCGUAAAGAUUGUGCUCCUCGUAAACUUUACUUGCUAAAUGCUUUCAUUUGCGAUCGAUAUUAACUUACAACGAUCGUAAGUUAGAACGUAAACUACCUCUAUUACGCGAUAUUCUCCACCGCUACCAGCGUUUUACAGUACCCUUUACUUUUCGUCUGUUUACUUCAUCUGCAGUUCUAUGCAACCAUCGGCGUCGUUUCUCCCUGUUUAUGGCUGUUGUGUUAUAAACUGCCGUACUGUAGAUCAAUCAACAUUCCUCCUAGAUCGCCUAUUACUGAGAGCGAUGUUUUUGUUCAUUAUUUGAAUUGUGCCAAAUUUAUCGUGCAAUAGUUGAAUAAUAUCACCAACCUUGAUAAAUAAUACUCGCAUCCUGAAGCUGUAUACAUAGCGCUUUGGUAAAGUUGCUAAAACGUCUGUAUUUUUAGGUUUUGCUUUUCUAGUAUUUGUCUGUAAGUUAAAAUUAUACUCCAUUUAGUUCUCCAUAGCCGUUUGCCUAGUAUUUUUAACAUUUACGUAUGGUGUAUCUCGGAAUCCUGUAUGGAAUCAAGUACAUAAUUAUCCAUUUGCAAUAUUUAGACGGUCUUCUACAUCGUGAUUAUGUAUAAUUACCAACUUCCCUAAUUUUGUAGGUCCAUCGGAUAGCUUGAUAAAUGAAAUUGAAGAAAUCGAAACUCGAGCUUUGACUUUGAUGACUUCACCAUCUCCUAUUUUCGAUGAUUGUGACGGAGCAAUGGAUUAUCAAAUGGAAUUAAUCAUGAAAAAAUUAGAACUUCAAGCUAAAGAGUGUCUUCUAGCUUGCAAAACUCUUGCUUCCACAGGUACUCCAAAAACUAAGCAACCGCAGUCAACGAUAAGUGUUACAUCAGAUGUGUCAUUGUCUGAGAAUGAUUCUGUGUUUCCAACUUUUGGAAAGGCCCGUGCACUGCUUGAAAAUUACACAAAUAUACUUUAUCCGUCAUUAUGGGAUUCAAAAUUCAAAAUGGAUGCCUUAAAAAUAAAACAGGAUAUUACCUGUGCAUGCAGUCAAAUCAGUUCACAUGACCCGCUUCAUUGUAUUGGUAGAUUAGAGUGUCUAUUAAAUAUUUUUAGACGUACCACUAUCACUGAUUGCUCAAAACAAACAAAUUUUGAGAAAUUACGAAACACCAACCAGUUAAUCGACAGUUUUGCAUGGCAAUGUCUCUAUUCUUCCUCCAUUUCUCAAGCAGAAAAGCAAUUCGCGUAUAACAUUGACAUAACGUUGGUAUAUGCUUCUCUGCUCUCUGGGAUUUUCUCACUGUUUCCCGAUAAGCUGUUUGAAUUCUUCGGUCGAAUAUUCCUUGCUUGUCCGGCAUUGGGAUUAUUUUCUGAUCCAAGUGGUCUUAACUUAAUCGAAGAAAUGUUCUCAACCACUGAUAUUCUGUCUAAUUGGCGUGGAAUAGCUCGUUUGUUUACCGCACUUUUAUUGGCACAUCCACCUCCACAUCUUGGGGUUUCUCGACACAAACUUCUUAAUCCUUCACUCCUUUGGCGAGUAAUAACAGGGAUAGUAAAUCAAGAAUUUAUUCCUUGUGCAACUGCUGAAGUUUUACAUGGGAUAUUAGAACUUGGAGGCUUUGUAUUUGUAAAUCUCUACGGUAAUCAAGCAAAACGUCUUUUCAAUACCAUCGGUAUGAUUGUUAAUAAAUCACCUGUACUACGCCAAUCACUACCAGAAAUACAAUUAUUGUCGUUGCUUGAAAAGUAUGAAAGUAUCGAUAAAAUGCCAGAUCGAAUCGGUUUUAUUGAUAAGAGUUUUUGGGAUUCUGUGUGAUGUUCACUUGUAUAUAAAAAUAAUAUUUGUUUUUAUAAUUCGAGACUUGUAUAUAUUUACUUUUGUAAAUAUUAAUAUACUUUAAAAAUAUAGUAUCGUAUCACACUA